AUGAUCGCCAAACGCAAACGUGGUGAUGAUUCAACAUCUCUUCGCAGUACAUCCAACGAUCGCGGGCAGUUCGCAUCGAAGAAACCAUGCGAAAAAAACUGCAUUCGCUCGAUUUUUCACGAAUUGAACACAUCUGAACUUUUGAAGCAUCUGUUAAGUUCCCGCGUUACGCAUCGAGAAAGCCGCGAAAAAACCAAUGAGGCCGAGAAGACGCCGAAGAAGCAUGAGUCAUCUCAGGAGACUGCGACCGAUACACAUGAAAACUUCAUGACUAAACCCGCUUUUUGCUCGUUAAUUUCUGAUGAUAAACGAUCAGUUGCCGGUGAUUCCGACAUUUCCUAUUUCUCUUUCGCGUCCGGUGGAAGUUACGGUGCGAAUUUGCCCUCUUUUUUGGAGGUUAAACAUGGAAGAAUGGACAAACCGUGCGAUGGGCAAAACAAAAGUGACAAUAUCCACAGCCACCUGUUCCCAAACGAAGUACAAAGCUACAGAAGCGUUUUGCAGAGGAAUUCCAGUGAGGAAAGUGCUCGAUCUGAGGAUUUUUCACGCGCAAGUUCGCCUUUGUCGUCGAAUAUUUUGGCAUCGGACACAUUGGACUUUAUUUUGUAUGGCGCCGAGAAGGAAUUGUGUAUACAAUCGCCUCCUCAGAGCCAAAACGAUCCCGGUGAGUGUGACGUCACUGCAGAAUUCGCCGAGUUGGUGCCUUUCGGGAAUGAACCGACGGAAAUGGAAACUUCAGACUUUUCACCAGUGGCGUCCGGUUCCGGUAUUUCGAGUGAAGUGAACGAAACUGCGAAGGAAAGGUGUACGAAUUAUUCUGAUCAAAAUGACAGUAGUUCCGGUGAUGAAGAUGUCGACAGUGCUAUGGUUUUAGUUCCUACUGAUCCUUUAGAAUGGACCAGCACCCACAUUAAAUCCUGGUUAGAAUGGAGUACUAGGAAAUUCUCUCUUCAACCGAAACCGGACCCAGAAAAUUUUCCCGGAACGGGAUCCGAGAUUUGCGAUUUGAGCAGAACAGAUUUCGAAGUCAAAGCUGGUAGUUCCAGGUCAGGUACAAUUCUUGCCAAAUACAUAGCACACCUCCGGCACAGCGUAACUGGGAGAUCGAGUAGCCCUUUGAACGUGGAAUGUAAAGAAUUUGAUGACGAAAUAGAUGAAGACGAACAAG
Leptinotarsa decemlineata (Colorado potato beetle) is the source of this 1168-nucleotide messenger RNA. Its product is annotated as Friend leukemia integration 1 transcription factor. NCBI's taxonomy places the organism in Eukaryota, Metazoa, Arthropoda, Insecta, Coleoptera, Chrysomelidae. Gene Ontology annotation, biological process: cell differentiation; regulation of transcription by RNA polymerase II. Gene Ontology annotation, cellular component: nucleus. Gene Ontology annotation, molecular function: DNA-binding transcription factor activity, RNA polymerase II-specific; sequence-specific DNA binding. The record is from RefSeq and is a predicted model, not a curated record.